GGAUUAAAUAGCAGGAAUAGCCUGCCAACACCACAGCUGAGACGAACUUCAGGAGUUUCUGGCAUUCCACCUAUAGAAUCAACAUCAUCUAGAUGGGAACGGAGUAACAGCAAGAGAUCUCAUCAGGAAUAUAACACAUCAAGCCAAGGAUCUCAUUCAAAUGGGUCUUUUGGUGCAAACUUGCUGACAAUACCAAAACAAAGAUCAUCUUCUAUGACAUUGACUCAUCAUAUAGGUCCCAGACGAGCAGGUGCUUCUCCUGGCCUGAGUCCUGUGGGCUCACCUAGUCAUGGAUCUGUCUCCAGUGGGGCUUUCAGCAGCUGGUCACCUGUAGAAUUUCCUGAUACUGCUGAUUUUCUCACAAAACCAAGCAUUAAUAUAUAUAAGCCUCCAGGAUACACAUUUAGUUCUCCAGAUUUUCAGCAGCAAGUUAAAACACCUGUAGGUUAUAUGUGUAGCAGCUGUGGACGUCAGAUACUCAAGCCUGUUCCGACACCAGAACCAGAAUUUGCAGAAUAUAAAGACAGAAAAUCAGGUGAAAUUGGAACUGGUAGUGUUCCAAAAGAAUCUUUCCACUAUACAGAGAAGAAAAAAGAUGAAUGGAAGAAAAUGAUUGAUCAAACACAAAAUAAUCUGCUGGUGGAGCAGAGUCCUGCAUUAGAAACAAUGUUAUUAGAUCAUGAUUCACUAAUGGAGAAGAUGAACAAUUGGAAUUUCCAAAUUUUUGACCUUGUACAAGAAAUGGGAGACCAGUCUGGAAGGAUCCUUAGCCAGGUAACUUAUACGUUGUUUCAAGACACUGGUUUGUUUGAAAUUUUCAAAAUCCCAACUCAAGAAUUCAUGAAUUACUUCUGUGCACUAGAAAAUGGCUACCGAGAUAUUCCCUAUCACAAUCGUAUACAUGCCACAGAUGUUCUCCAUGCAGUAUGGUAUCUGACAACACGGCCUAUUCCUGGAUUUCAGCAAAUUCAUAAUGAGCAUAUAAUGGAAAGUGAUAUGGAAGAAGCCGGUGGUAUUUCCCCUGUUCAAGUCAGCUAUAUUUCUUCAAAAAGUUGUUCUAUUGCUGAUGACAGUUAUGGUUCUCUGGCAUCAAACAUCCCUGCUUUGGAAUUGAUGGCUUUAUAUGUAGCAGCUGCCAUGCAUGAUUAUGAUCAUCCUGGUCGAACAAAUGCUUUUCUAGUGGCUACGAAUGCACCUCAGGCUGUUCUCUACAAUGACAGAUCAGUCUUAGAAAAUCACCAUGCUGCUUCUGCCUGGAAUCUUUUCUUAUCACGACCAGAAUACAACUUUUUAUCAAAUCUUGAUCAUGUAGAAUUCAAGCGUUUUCGUUUCUUAGUGAUUGAAGCAAUCCUUGCCACAGAUCUCAAGAAGCAUUUUGAUUUCCUUGCAGAAUUUAAUGCCAAGGUCAAUGAUAUCAACAGUCAUGGUAUAGAAUGGAGCAAUGAAAAUGAUCGCCUACUGGCCUGUCAAAUAUGCAUCAAACUGGCAGAUAUUAAUGGCCCAGCAAAAGUUAGAGAGUUGCAUCUCAAAUGGACAGAAGGCAUUGUUAAUGAAUUCUAUGAACAGGGUGAUGAAGAAGCAAGUCUUGGAUUACCUAUAAGCCCCUUCAUGGAUCGUUCUUCUCCACAGCUUGCAAAACUGCAAGAAUCUUUCAUCACUCACAUAGUUGGCCCCCUUUGUAAUUCCUAUAAUGCAGCUGGGUUGCUUCCAGGGCAAUGGGUUGAUGAAGAGGAUGAUGAUGCAGAAAGUACUGAAGAUGAUGAUGGAGCACAGUUAGAGAGUGAUGAUGAAGAAAUGGAAGAUGAUCUUAUUUUAAAAGCUCAGAGAAAAAAAGGUAGACGAAUAUUUUGCCAGCUAAUACACCAUCUCAGCGAAAACCACAAAAUAUGGAAGAAAGUGAUUGAAGAGGAAGAAAAAAUUAAAGCUGAAGGAGCUAAACUGCUGACUGAGAUUUCAUCUUUACCUCAAGCAGAUGAAAUUCAGGUUAUUGAGGAAGCUGAUGAAGAAGAUGAGCGACAACUAGGAGAAGACAAGACGUGCUAAGAAAACUUCAGUGGUGUCCAGUAUAAUGAUAGCCUUUUUUUUUUUUUCCACUGUGCUGACUUUAGCCUGACACAGUUCACAUAAAAUUGAAAGGCCUUAAUACUGUGAGAGGAUUCUUUCUGCUCUAGUGGAAUCCCACUCCUAUGCACUUUCGCCACACAGAAUAUGAAACUUUAUUCAAAGAUCGAGUAUUGUAUACCCUGAUGCAAAGUUCUUUAUGCCUUAGUUGGUAUAAAAUAUCCUGAUAUAAUGCUGCCUUGCUGAAUAUGGAACUCUUAUUUUCCUUGAGGUACCUGCAAUUUUUAAAAAACAUUCAGUGACUUCAGUUACCAAAGUGGCAAGAACUUUUUGCUAACAAGGAAAUGUGGGAUGAAUCCUAAUAUUGUCUUGAGUUGUUUAUUUCAUGUUGUUUUUGAACAUGAAUAAGAAGUUGUCUGUGCCUAUAUGAAAACUAUGUUACUGUUGCAGUGCAAGCCUGUUGCGGGGUGUCUACUUAGUGCAGUAGUGUGCUUAAUGUAGUCAUCUCAGAGCAACUGUUCAAGGACUGUGACAUAAAUGCUUAAUUCUGAUAUUUGUGGUUUAAAAAAGAAAAAAAAUCCAGGUGCAUCUA
This is a messenger RNA of Balearica regulorum gibbericeps (East African grey crowned-crane), 2653 nucleotides long. The record is from RefSeq and is a predicted model, not a curated record. Lineage: Eukaryota; Metazoa; Chordata; Aves; Gruiformes; Gruidae.